ACGCUUGCGCACUUUAGUCCAAAUCCUUCUAACCUGUAAACAAGUUGAAACUUGGGAUGAGUUUGUUUGUGUAGAUUGAACUCGAAGCGCAUCUAAUAGUCGCUAUUAAAACCAAAGUAAACACUGAUGCACUCAGUCGGAAUAAAAAUGCUUAUCUCCACACAACAGCAGUCACUCUAAAUUCUUGCGCUUAGUCGUUAGUUCAUCACAAUGGGCACCUCAGACACAGCAACCAGAGAAUUUAUUCCAAGAUUCGGCCACAUAAAAUUAACCAGGAUUAUUCCUUUAAUUAUAAUCGCUCUUGUAUUGGUCACGUUCAUCACUCAUCACUAUUUAAUCGACGUCGAAAAAGAUGCCAGUAUCAUCCACAGUGCCCAUUCACAUCUGGAUUUACCAGAGGAGUCCAUCAGUUAUAAAAGUGCAGAUCUACAGAGUAGAAUAAAAGAACUCUACAGAAUCAAAGGUUCAGUAUCCAGUGAAUUAAGAGACAUGGAACACAAGAGGCAGAAACUCCAACAAGACAUACAACUGUAUACCAAAAACAUAGAACAAUUGAAAGCUGAACUCUUACAUCAACAGACUGAAUUAAACAGAUUGAAAAUAUCAGUGGAACAAGCUCAGGUAGCUCAAAGAGAAGCCCUACAACAAAACACACCGGAAUUGGCUUUACCAAAGAGACUAACUGCCAAUUCAUUCCCUUUGAGUUAUCCUGCAGUGAGCAAAGAAGAAUCACACACAUGCAGAAUGUAUAAAUGUUUUGAUCACUCAAGAUGUGCAAUGACUUCAGGUUUCCCUGUUUAUUUAUAUGAUCCAGACAGAUAUCCAGUGAUGAAUGAAGGCUGGGAUGUAGAUGGAUUUUUAAAGACUACAUUAAAACAAGUGUUGGGGUACAAUCCACAUUUGACAACAAAUCCUAAAGAGGCUUGUAUUUUUAUGGUCCUAGUGGGAGAAGCACUGCGAGAUUCAGAUGAUGUCAAAGAUGAUGGUGAAAACACACAGAAACAUUUAAAUCUACCACCAUUGGAUCACAAAGCACUCAAAAAGCUACCAUAUUGGGGUGGUGAUGGAAGAAAUCACGUUUUGUUGAAUUUAGCAAGAAGAGAUUUGUCUGCAACCAGCGGUGACUUGUUUUCGACAGUUGACACAGGACGCGCGAUACUUGUCCAAUCAACUUUUACUUAUGAACGCUUCAGACCAGGUUUUGACGUAAUAGUCUCCCCUGUUUUGGGUCCCCCUGGCGGAGAUGUAUGGCAAGAAUGCGCAAAAAUGCUCCCGACACGCCGUAAAUACCUCCUGACCUUUCAAGGUGAAAUGAAAAUCAAACCUAGCGUCGGCGCAAACAAUACACCAUACGAUUAUCUCGAAUUAAGUAAAUUCAUCGUGGAUCACCUCAAACAAAUGACAAAAGGUUCAACAUCUGACAAAUUCCUCUUUGAGUUCGAAUGCAAUCCAGCGAGCGAUGACAAUUUAAACACCGGGCCACAAGACUGGGGUCUAUGCGGAACGGACAGCAGUCGUCGCGCUGUAUUAAAAGAAUCAACAUUUGUUUUAAUCUUUGCUCCGGGGGUUGCCGACCUUAUAUCCACAACAUUACUACAAGCACGUGUUUAUGAAGCGUUGCGCUCGGCUGCGGUGCCGGUUAUACUCGGCGGUGAUCAAAUUAAAUUAGCCUAUGAUGAUGUGAUACAAUGGCGGCGCAUUUGUAUCUUCCUACCGCGCGCGCGCGUCACGGAGUUACACUUUUUACUGCGCACCAUACCGGAUAGCGAUGUGUUGUUAAUGCGACGACAAGGUCGGUUGGUCUGGGAGCGAUACCUUGCGUCGGUCCAGAGCACUUUGGACACCGUUGUGGCGGUGCUCAGAGACAGGUUGAAUAUACCACCACUGCCGGCGGAGACCGUGACGGCCACGUCUGUGUUCAACGAGACGUUCCAGCCGAUACAAGUGAUUGUUGGGCUGGAUGCGGAACAAGAUGAAAGUUUAGGACCCUUGGAGCCACCUUUUGAUAGUCCUGCGUUCAGGAGGAACUUUAGUUUGCAGUUGACGCAGGGUUAUGAGUUGUGGAAUGAUUGGGGGGAUCCGUUUAGGUUGUAUCCGACUUUGCCGAAUGAUCCUCUACUGCCAUCGGAUGCUAAGUUUGAAGGCUCCGGACGAGGGUUUAGACCAAUCGGACAAGGACAAGGAGGUGCUGGUAAAGAAUUCUCUGAAGCACUUGGCGGAAAUAACCCCCGAGAACAAUUCACUGUUCUCCUGUUAACUUAUGAACGAGAACAAGUUUUACUUGACUCAAUCGCGCGAUUAAGAGGCCUACCAUACUUAAACUCCGUCGUGGUUGUCUGGAACUCACCUAAACCUCCUAGUCCUGAACUGCGUUGGCCCGAUAUCGGUGCCCCGCUGCACGUAAUCAAAGCACCGCGUAAUUCGUUAAACAAUCGUUUUUUACCGCUUGAAAAUCUGCAAACCGAAGCUAUUCUAUCUGUAGAUGACGAUGCACAUCUCCGCCAUGAUGAAAUUCUCUUUGGAUUCCGUGUGUGGCGUGAGCAUCGCGAUAGAAUCGUCGGUUUUCCAGGCAGAUAUCACGCGUGGGACGUGAAUACGAUGAAUAGUUGGUUGUAUAACUCUAACUACAGCUGUGAGUUGAGUAUGGUACUCACAGGAGCGGCGUUUUUACAUCGUCAUUAUUUACAUUUAUACUGGAAAUGGCUGCCGCAGGCGAUCAGGGAUAAAGUUGAUGAGUAUAUGAACUGCGAGGAUAUUGCAAUGAAUUUUUUGGUUAGUCAUGUUACGCGUCAACCGCCCGUUAAAGUCACUUCAAGAUGGACGUUCAGGUGUCCCGGAUGUCCACAGAGUUUAAGCGAGGAUGAUACACAUUUUCAAGAGAGGCAUAAGUGUAUAAACUUUUUUGCACAGGUAUUUGGAUAUAUGCCGCUUUUAAAUACGCAAUAUCGAGCCGAUUCGAUAUUAUUCAAGACGCGAAUACCACACGAUAAACAAAAGUGUUUUAAGUUUAUUUAAUUGUAAUAUUAUUUAUAAAAAACAAGUAACUCCGGCCCUGUUCUCAUCACACUGAGAUUGUAACAAGACUUAUUUUUUACAUCCGUACGUAAUUGUUAUUUAUAUGUAUGUAAUUUAAUGCUACUCUUCGAAUCCAAAGGACACGCGCAUGUCACAUGUAGGCAACACAUUAUUUUUUAACUUUCUGUUGUGAUAUGUAUAUAUUUUUUUACUUUUAAUAAUAAUUAGCAAACGAUUACAUUUUA
Dalotia coriaria is the source of this 3260-nucleotide messenger RNA. It is a transcript of the gene botv, whose product is annotated as exostosin like glycosyltransferase 3. Lineage: Eukaryota; Metazoa; Arthropoda; Insecta; Coleoptera; Staphylinidae. Gene Ontology annotation, molecular function: glycosyltransferase activity. The transcript has 4 exons. Bases 211 to 3015 code for a protein of 934 amino acids. The record is from RefSeq and is a predicted model, not a curated record. Gene Ontology annotation, cellular component: membrane.